AUGGAUGAUACCUUAUACACCAGUGAUGACGUUGAGAACUAUUAUCGUUUGAUCUGUCGCAGCGUAAAAAGCAGCGACAAAUGUCUUCCUCGUGCGAAGUAUAAGAAGUCCAUCAAGCCCUACUGGAAUAAUGAACUCAAGCGAUUAAAGACAGCUUGCAUGGAGCUUCAUAAGAAAUGGACCUCAAAGGACGUCCAAGAGGAGAACAGUAUGAAAGUUUUCGGUUAUACAAAGAUGCAAAGCGUCUAUUCAGGAAGGAACAACGUAAAAUGGUACGAAAAACAGAGGAGAAUGAUUUCAAAGAGCUUAGUGAGGCUUCCGAGAUCGAUCACAUCAAGUUUUGGCUCUCGAAAACAGCGAGAUGGCCAACCAAGUGGCAAUUAUUGUUAA
Paramuricea clavata is the source of this 390-nucleotide messenger RNA. The record is from the annotation of a GenBank genome assembly. NCBI's taxonomy places the organism in Eukaryota, Metazoa, Cnidaria, Anthozoa, Malacalcyonacea, Plexauridae.